This is a messenger RNA of Malania oleifera, 1235 nucleotides long. RefSeq names its product acid phosphatase 1-like. The record is from RefSeq and is a predicted model, not a curated record. Gene Ontology annotation, molecular function: acid phosphatase activity. Bases 169 to 954 code for a protein of 261 amino acids. The transcript is spliced from 3 exons. NCBI's taxonomy places the organism in Eukaryota, Viridiplantae, Streptophyta, Magnoliopsida, Santalales, Ximeniaceae.
AUGAUAUCUCAGGCACAGCAAAAACGCUAGGAAAAUGAAGAAAACGACGACGUUUAGAAUUAGAUUGUUCGAAAACAAAACUCCUCGCUGCUUGUCACCUGUUUCAGCAGCGAGAAAGACCAGAAGAAGCUCCUGUAAAAGGGUGGAGAGUCUCGGUUCUACGGCGGCAUGGGCUCCGCUUCCGGCAGAUUCCUCCUUUCGUUGCUCUUCCUGAGCCUUUUUUUCAAUGCUCUCUCUCAAUCGCUCAUCGAAAUGCUGCCGGAACACCGCCGCUCCGGCCACCGGCUGAUCCUCAGAGACGACAACCUCUUUUGCGACAGCUGGAGAUUCUCCGUCGAGACCAACGAUGCCGGGUUCUGGAAGACAAUUCCCCAGCGGUGCUUGCGAUUCGUUCAGGACUAUAUGACCGACGAGCGGUACCAGUCGGACUUGAAGGUCGUCGCCACCGAUUCUUUGGAGUUUGCAAAGAGUGUGGAACUCGCCGGCGACGGCAAGGACGCGUGGAUCUUCGACAUCGACGAGACGCUGCUCUCGAAUUUGCCCUAUUACGAAGUCCAUGGAUUCGGAUCAGAGACGUUUGAUGAAAGAACUUUUGAUGACUGGAUUGAUUUGGCUGAGGCACCUGCUAUACUGGCAAGUUUGAGUUUGUACAAGGAACUCAAACAGAUGGGCUUUAAGGUAAUUUUGUUAACUGGUCGGAGCGAACCUCAAAGGAAUGUCACAUCAAAAAAUCUUCUAUUUGCUGGCUAUAGUGAUUGGGAAAGGCUUAUCUUGAGGGGACAUUCAGAUCAAGGCACACUGGCCACAGUUUACAAAUCUGCAAAGAGAAAGGAGAUAGAAGAUGAAGGUUAUAGGAUUCAUGGGAGCUCUGGAGAUCAAUGGAGUGAUUUGGUGGGUUGUGCGAUUGCCAGACGGUCCUUUAAACUCCCAAACCCAAUGUAUUAUGUUGCCUGAGGUUAAAAAAAAAAAAAAAAUACUGAGCAGUAUAUAACAUGUUUAUGUUGUUGCAAGUGAUUGGAUGUUUUAGUUCUUGGGCUAUUGUUUGGUUGCCUAUGAACAAAUUUAUUGCUGAUUCAUGUAUUUUCCAUCUUAGAUUGUUAAACUAAUCUCAACCAACAUGGAUUGCAACAUUAGCAAUACCUGCUGUUGGAUGAUGCAGUUUUCUUGGUAGCUAGAUGUACAGCAAGUGUGGUGCUCCAUCCUGAAAAUGUUUAGCUUAUACUUGCUUGAUUCAA